AUGCGGUUUACACAAUCAAUUGCCCCGGCGCUUUUGUUGCUUGCGGCGGGCGUUGCGCAGGCCGCUUCCGGUUGGGGGUUCGGCGACGGCAGCAUUCAGAUUGCCGCAAAGAAGGGUGAAUCUGUUAAAGAGAAGCUUAAUCAAAACAGCCCUCUUGCGAAACCAGUCUCCCUCGGAACCACCAGUACACUGAAGCUCGUCCUAACGGCCAAGGACAAUGGCGCCGGGAAGCGCCCGCACCAGGCAUUCCUCGUGCUGCAGGAACAGGACACGGGGCUCGAAGCGCCCUUUCCACUGACUGUUAAGGAGAGUGGGAAGGCGACCGUUCAGAUUGUAAGGGCGCCUGGUUUACAGAAGGGGGAUACAAUUACUGAUACUCUCGCACAGUCGCAGAAGGACCUCCCCGUCCAGUUGCGCAUCGCGGCCAAACCUCUCAAGGCAUCCGUUGUCCUCGCCUCCUUUGGCUCUUCGCAAGGGCUCGACGCUCCGGUUUUUGAGGUCAAGGUCGAGCAGGAUGCCAACGCGCCACCCCCCGCCUACGAGGAACCCCUGCGUUAUGGCAAACAGCCCGAGAUCCACCACAUCUUCCGUCCUGACGCGAAGAGCCCGCCUAAGGUCGUCUCGCUCGCAUUUGGGUUGGCCGUGGCUGCUGCCUUGCCGGCGCUGCUAAUUAGCUGGGCUACUCUUGGCGGGAACCUCAACCACCUGUCCAAAGCUCUUGGUGUGGCACCGCUGUCGCAUGCCGCCUUUUUCGGCUCGAUCAUGGCGAUGGAGUUUGUCUUCUUCAUGUACUACACCACCUGGAACCUAUUCCAGGUGCUUCCGGUCAUGGGCGUGGUCGGCGCAGUCGCUGUGUUGAGCGGGACGAAGGCGCUUGGAGAGGUUCAGGCUAGGAGGCUUGCUGGAGAACGCUGA
Messenger RNA from Chaetomium globosum CBS 148.51, 915 nucleotides. RefSeq lists its product as uncharacterized. Lineage: Eukaryota; Fungi; Ascomycota; Sordariomycetes; Sordariales; Chaetomiaceae. Bases 1 to 915 code for a protein of 304 amino acids. Gene Ontology annotation, biological process: protein N-linked glycosylation. Gene Ontology annotation, cellular component: oligosaccharyltransferase complex; membrane. The transcript has 3 exons. The record is from RefSeq and is a predicted model, not a curated record.